AUGGGUUCAUCCAAAAAAGUCUUCCGGGUCAUCAUCGUGGGCGCAGCAGUUUCUGGUCUGAGCCUCGCACACAUGUUGGAGCGCGCAGGGAUCGACUUCGUGCUCCUGGAACGUGGUGAGAAAGUUGCAUUUUCCGGUGGUGCCAGUAUUGGGCUUCAACCAAAUGCUUUGCGCAUCAUGGAUCAGUUGGGUCUUUACGAGGAAAUUUACGCAAGCACAGUCCCCGUUGAAACUGCGUUUCAUCGCCGCUCGGAUGGGAGUGUUAUCAGCGCAUCCAAAUUUGCCCACAAGCUUGAAAGACGCCAUGGAUAUCCCAUCCUUUUCCUUGAGCGGGAGGAACUAUUGGAAAUUCUCUACCGAAACCUCAGAGGCAAGUCAAAAAUAUUUUGCUCGCACAAGGUUGUCGAUAUUCAGUGCGAUCAAAAUCGUACAAUUGCUGUCACUGACAAUGGAGCAACCUUCGAAGGUGAUAUCAUCAUAGGAGCUGAUGGAGUCCAUAGCUUCACCCGCCAGGCGAUAUGGAAUAAAUUGGAGACGACAGAGCCACAGGUGGCCAAACGGGAAGCUACAAGUAUGAUGAGCGAAUAUUCGUGCGUUUUUGGAGUUUCGACCUUUGUGAGCGAUGACCCAGAGCUGGUGCCUGGGACUUCUCAUAUUACCUACAGCGAGAAGCGGUCUGGCAUCUGUGUUGUCACCGAUUUCAACAAAAAGUUCUGGUUCUUGAUCUUGAGAUUGGAGAAAACAUACAAGUUCCCGCAUAUUCCGCGGUACAGCAAGCAGGAUAUAGAAGAUACGCUAAGCAAAAACGCGGAUCUUCAAGUCACUCAUGCAACCACUUUGGGUGAUUUGGCGGGAAACAGAAGCAAAUUGGCCAUGGUUUCUCUUGAAGAAGCCGCCUUUGAUCGUUGGUUUAGUGAGCGGAUUGCGAUUCUAGGCGAUGCUGCACACAAGGUCACCCCUAAUGCCGGCCAUGGUGGGAACACGGCAAUUGAAAGCGCAACUGUACUUGCCAAUUUGCUAUAUGAAGCUAAGAAAUCCACCAAAUUCGGGUCCCUCCAGCCAUCCUACAACCAAGUUACAGAGGUUCUGCAGCAUUAUCAGGACGCACGGAAUGAAAGAGUCAUGAAGGCUUACACCAUGUCAUCAAUGGCCACUAGAUUCCAAGCAACACAGAAUAUUUUGUGGAAAAUUGUUGGAACAAGUAUCAUGCCGCUUUUUGGCGAAGAGGCCGAAGUGAACGCUUCUACCGAGCUCCUCCUUGGUGGACCACCGCUCAAAUUUAUUCCCUACAAGGGCCGUCAAGGUAGCAUUCCUUGGGACGGGUGGACACCACAGUCUAUGGCAAAGGAUGUGAUCGCCCAGUCAUCUUUCCUGGUCGUUUUGAAAAAUUCGUCAAAUUUCCUCACGCUCUUGACUGCCGUCGCAUUCGUUCGGCAAUACCUGUGGGGUUUUUCGCCAAAUAUCAGCAAACCUUUCGCUCGAACUGCCUGUGAUCCUGAUAUAUUCCAUAGCAACCUAGAAACAUUUCUCAGCUUCUUGACCUUAUUGCCAUUUGGGACUAUUGGGGCUAUUGAGAUUCUGCGAACAAAGAAUCUUUUGCUCAAGCCACUUGUAUUGCCCGUUGCGUAUGCUGCAUGGUUCGUAGACCGCAAGGUUCUCUGGGCUUGGUUGGCUUUGCUUGCCACAUCUAUUUUCAGGGGUCAGCUCCUUUUCCCACAGGCAUAUGGGUACACAAUCACCAUUUCUGACUCAUACCUCAUCUACCGCGCCCAAAUUGCCAGUGUCAUUUUGGUAGGUGGUAUUUGCAGUCCUAUUCUGGGCGCUCUGUGGCCAAAUACAACAUUAAGCGAUUUUACCGGUGCCAUGAUUGUGGGAUUCGGACUUGCAUGCCCACUAGUAGCCCCAACACUGGUUGCCUUGUUUAAUUCGGCCAUCGGCCGCAACUCUGUACAACCAAUGUACGGCCAUCAAGAUCUUCCAAGGAUCAAACAGGCUUACACGACUAGCUUUGCAAUUUCUACUGUUUGCCAUUGGAUGCACCUAGUUGCAGUCCAGUUUGGUAAAGAGUUCCUGUGGAAUAAUUACCUUUCAAUGGCAAAUACCGGCCUCUUCCUAAGUUUCCUUAGUUGCUUGUGGAAUACCCCAUCUCGGCACCAAAGCAUCACGUUCAAGCUUCAAUUCGCAUUAGGGACUAUUUUUUUGGCAAUUUUAUUCGGACCAGGCGGCACUGCUGCCCUCUUGUGGCUCUGGAGGGAAGACAAGAUUCGGUGCAGGGAGUGA
This is a messenger RNA of Penicillium arizonense, 2280 nucleotides long. RefSeq names its product FAD-dependent oxidoreductase. Gene Ontology annotation, molecular function: FAD binding. The record is from RefSeq and is a predicted model, not a curated record. The coding region runs from base 1 to 2280 and encodes 759 amino acids. The transcript has 3 exons. Lineage: Eukaryota; Fungi; Ascomycota; Eurotiomycetes; Eurotiales; Aspergillaceae.